ACCAGCCCAUGCGAGAGGUAGUGUCCGCCGUCCAGGAUGCAGACGCUGUGGAAAUGUGCAAACUCAGCAAAGUUUCAGAUACGGAGGUUGAAGUAACAGCUGUUACUCCGCUGGAGACGGAAGAACCUAUUGUGACCCGGAAGGAAUUAUGGAGCUACUACUUGUACUGCAACGCAGACAUGGGAGUUGGGCCCAUGAACUGGUCCAUGACACUCUUCCAGAGUUUGGCAACAUCCGCUGGCUGGGACCCUUCUCAAGGGCCCGGGUCUACGUGCACAACCUCCGGGCCAUGCGUCGUCCCAUGGGGAAGCGGCACCAAGUCUGUCAGCUCCGUCGUGCUUAUCGCAAACGGUCUCAGCUUUGCAAUUAUGUCAAUCUCGUUCACGACGUUUGGCUCAGCAGCCGACUACGGCAAUUUGGGACGGUGGUUUCUGCUCGGCAUCACUGUCAUCGGUUGGGUUGCCCAGUUUGCAAGCAUGGCCCUCACGAAACCCUCGCGAUGGGGAGCCGCGAUGGCCAUCUUCAUCAUUUCCUAUGUCUCAUAUGGUGCAUCCCUCGUUCUUAUUUCUGCAAUCUUCCCGCGGCUUGCGCGCAACACUCCACAUGCUCGGUAUCUGCGCGAGAAGCUCAAGAACCAAGAGAUCUCCAUAGAGGAGUACGAAGUUGAAGAGAGCCUAGAGAAGAACCGAAUCAGUAAUAUCAGCUCGUGGCAUAGCAAUAUUGGAUUUCUCUUUGCCCUAAUACUCGACCUGGCCACUUUGCUGCCGCUCGCGAACAAUCCCCUAGUCGACCAGUAUACGAUAGUUAUAACGAACAUGUAUUGGGUGGUCCUCGGUGUAUGGUGGUUCAUCUACCAACAGCCUCGACCUGGACCUCCGCUACCCUCUGGCGAGCAUUACCUGACUAUCGGCUGGAAGCAAAUCUGGGUGGUUCUGAAGCAAUGGAAGAAGCUGCCGUUCACUUUCGUGUACCUCUUCGCGUUUUUCCUGCUCUCUGACGGCCUGAACACCACCGGCACGCUCAUUUCGAUAUGCCAGAAUGACCUGUUUGAGUUUUCCUUUCUCCAGAACACUUAUCUUGGCAUUGCGCAGGCUUUCACUGGGGUUGUCAGUACGAUCGGCUUCUGGUGGAUCCAAAAGUACUGGAAGAUCUCGACAAAGAAAAUGUUCGUAGUCACCAACGUCGUCACAGUCCUCAUCCCAAUUUGGGGUAUGAUUGGACUGUGGACAACGAGGUUUGGUUUCCACCAAGUUUGGGAGUACUGGGCGUUCAAUGUUAUUUUCGGUCUGUUCCAAGCCCCGUACUACGCCUACUCGCAGACCAUGAUGGCAGAACUCGCGCCGCCUGGUUUCGACAACAUGUUCUUCGCACUAUUCGGCCUCUCGAAUCGCGUGUCGUCGAUAAUCGGACCGAACGUUAUUCAGGCCAUCAUCAACGAAACGCAGAACAACUGGGAAGGCUUCCCGUUCCUCGUCGCGCUGUGCACUGUGGCUAGUCUUGCCAUUUGGUUCGGCGUGGAUGUGGAGAAAGGUCGCCGAGACGCUGCUGCGUGGGCAGAGCAGAACCGGUCGUACGCGAAGACGGGUAUGUAUGCCAAAGAGGACGCGUCGGAGUCGCUGGACUCGACGGACAGUGAGGGAAAGGCUUGAGAUCGAAGAUCUAUCUUGCGAGAAUUCAACAGUACUUUGGUCAGUGAAUGAUCGUAAAUGCAUGAUGCUUGAGAAGAUAUUCUUGCGCGCCGUACGUCUGAAACCCGCUCGUGC
This is a messenger RNA of Fomitopsis serialis, 1763 nucleotides long. Its product is annotated as MFS general substrate transporter. The transcript is spliced from 17 exons. Bases 9 to 1649 code for a protein of 546 amino acids. Lineage: Eukaryota; Fungi; Basidiomycota; Agaricomycetes; Polyporales; Fomitopsidaceae. Gene Ontology annotation, biological process: amino acid transmembrane export from vacuole. The record is from RefSeq and is a predicted model, not a curated record.